Messenger RNA from Pongo pygmaeus (Bornean orangutan), 972 nucleotides. Its product is annotated as metallothionein-1E. Gene Ontology annotation, cellular component: nucleus; cytoplasm. Gene Ontology annotation, biological process: cellular response to cadmium ion; cellular response to zinc ion; intracellular zinc ion homeostasis. The record is from RefSeq and is a predicted model, not a curated record. Gene Ontology annotation, molecular function: metal ion binding. Lineage: Eukaryota; Metazoa; Chordata; Mammalia; Primates; Hominidae.
GUGAGACUAAUUCUUGGUAAAUGAACAUGAACUACAAGAAAUGGUCGACAUUAGUGCUGAUAAAUUCUGAAUCUUUACAUGAAGAAUAUGUGUCACAGCUGAGUGCAGUGGCUCACACCUGUAAUCCCAACACUUUGAGAAGCCAAGACAGGCAAAUCACCAGAGGUCAGGAGUUCAAGACCAGCCUUGCCAACGUGGUGAAGCCCCGUCCCUACUAAAAAAAAAAAAAAAGAAGCCGGGCGUGGUGGCGGGCGACUGUAAUCCCAGCUACUUGGGAGGCUGAGGCAGGAGAAUCACUUGAACUUGGGAGGAGAAGAUUGCAGUGAGCCGAGAUCAUGCCACUGCCCUCCAUCCUGGGCGACAUAGUGUGACUCUGUCUCAAAAAAAAAAAAAAAAAGAAUAUGUGUCAGAAGAGAGAAAGGGAGGUAUGGCCUUAAUGCUGUAUUAAUUUAUAAGAUAGAGGCAUGGUAUUCUUGGAUUCUGGAGCCUAUCAAGACAUUUCAAGGUAUAGAUUUGAAUUGAAAAAGUAUGGAAAGAUAAGAUGAGCUUUCAAGAGGGAUGCUGAUCAUAAGUCUUUAGGGUUAUUGUCUCUGUGACUAUGGUCAGACCAGCUUCACUGUGGAAGUGGAACUUAAGAAUGAAAAAGGCAGCACGCUUUCCAACUGCCUGACUGCUUGUUGGCCUCACCGGUGGGAGCUCCAGCAUCUCCUUUGCUCGAAAUGGACCCCAACUGCUCCUGUGCCACUGGCGGCUCCUGCACGUGCGCCGGCUCCUGCAAGUGCAAAGAGUGCAAAUGCACCUCCCGCAAGAAGAGCUGCUGCUCCUGCUGCCCCAUGGGCUGCAAGUGUGCCCAGGGCUGCAUCUGCAAAGGGGCGUCAGAGAAGUGCAACUGCUAUGCCUGAUGUGGGGACAGCUGUGCUCCCAGAUGGAAAUAGAGUAACCUGCACAAACCUGGAUUUUUUAGAAAAUACA